ACCACGUGCCCAGAAUCCUCUGCCCGGGCUCAGCCCCACUGCUACUCUGACCUCUCCGGUCACUCGGUAGACAUCAGCCCGAUUUCUGUCCGUUUCGUCUGCGGCGCGAGUCCCACGGAUCAAGAACUCCCAGGGACCCACCAGGUCGGCUCCACAGCAGACCAGGCUCCCUCCGAACUCGCGUGCCCUUCCCCGUGACCUCCAGCCUCUGAGCUCCCAGCUCCCCAUGGCGGCCGCGACGCUGAGCCUGGAGCCCGCGGGGCGCAGCUGCUGGGACGAGCCGCUGAGCAUCGCCGUGAGCGGCCUGGCCCCCGAGCAGCCCGUCACGCUGCGCGCCGCCCUGCGCGACGAGAAAGGCGCGCGCUUCCGCGCCCACGCGCGCUACCGCGCCGACGCCCACGGCCGCCUGGACCUGGCGCGCGCGCCCGCGCUGGGCGGCAGCUUCGCGGGGCUCGAGCCCAUGGGGCUGCUCUGGGCCCUGGAGCCCGAGCGGCCUUUCUGGCGCCUGGUCAAGCGCGACGUGCGGACGCCCUUCGUGGUGGAGCUGGAGGUGCUGGACGGCCACGAGCCCGACGGCGGGCGGCUGCUGGCGCGGGCGGUGCACGAGCGUCACUUCAUGGCUCCCGGGGUGCGGCGCGUGCCCGUGCGCGAGGGCCGUGUGCGCGCCACGCUCUUCCUGCCCCCAGGAAAUGGACCCUUUCCUGGGAUCAUAGACAUUUUUGGACUUGGAGGUGGCCUUCUGGAGUAUCGGGCUAGUCUGCUGGCCAGGAAGGGUUUUGCUGUCCUGGCUUUGGCUUAUUAUAACUACGAUGACCUCCCCAAGAGCGUGAAGACCCUUCACCUGGAGUACUUUGAGGAAGCUGUGAACUACCUGCUCAGGCACCCUCAGGUCAAGGGACCAGGGAUUGGCCUGCUGGGGACUUCCAAAGGGGCUCAACUCUGCCUCUCCAUGGCCUCUUUCCUGAAAGGCAUCACGGCUGCUGUCAUAAUCAAUGGCUGUAUGGCCAAUGUUGCUGGAACAUUAUACUACAAGGAUGAGACCAUGCCCCCUUUGGGCAGUAAUCUAAAUCGAAUCAGGGUGACCAAAGAUGGCCUUAAAGAUACUUUGAAUGUUCUGAAUUGCCCUUUAGAAGGACCUGACCAGAAGAGCAUCGUCCCUGUGGAAAGGUCAGACACGGCCUUCCUGUUGCGUGGUCAGGAUGACCAGAGCUGGAAGAGCGAGUUCUAUGCCAAUGAGAUCUCCAAACGCUUACAGGCCCAUGGCAAGGAGAAGCCCCAGAUCAUCUGCUACCCAAAAGCAGGGCAUUAUAUUGAGCCCCCUUAUUUCCCAUGCUGCCAGUCUACCCUACUCAACGUUUAUAACGGACUUGUCGUCUUUGGAGGGGAGCAGGCUCAUGCCAUGGCCCAGGUGGAUGCAUGGCAGAAACUCCAGACUUUCUUCCACAAACACUUGGGUGGUGAAGAGAGGACAAUCCCAGCAAAAUUGUGAUUUUCUUUGAGUAGUGACAUUUGUGAUCACUCCUGAGAAGGGCUGCCACUGUUAGGAUGUGUAUCCAUUUUUUUACCUUUUAAUAAAGUCCUGAAUUUUUCCCCUG
Messenger RNA from Peromyscus leucopus (white-footed mouse), 1595 nucleotides. Its product is annotated as acyl-coenzyme A thioesterase 5-like. Gene Ontology annotation, molecular function: fatty acyl-CoA hydrolase activity. NCBI's taxonomy places the organism in Eukaryota, Metazoa, Chordata, Mammalia, Rodentia, Cricetidae. Gene Ontology annotation, biological process: fatty acid metabolic process; acyl-CoA metabolic process. The record is from RefSeq and is a predicted model, not a curated record.